AUGUAUUCCCUGAUUCACCAUGGAAGAAGAUUGCUCGAUUUCCAGAAAUGUCGUAAUUUGAUAAUUUCUUCAGUGAAUCUUUUUCCAAAUGACUCUGCUUUCUCCGAUUCGUUCUUCUCUACUAGUGCUGGAGAUGGUCGAAAAGGUCAAAACUUUACGGUCUCUUACCUCAUUGAUUCACUGGGUUUCACUACGAAACUCGCAGAACCGAUCUCAAAGAAAGUCACUUUCGACGAGAAGAGAAAUCCAGACUCUGUUCUGAGUCUUCUUACAAGCCAUGGAUUCACAGAUUCUCAGAUCUCCGACAUUAUUACGGAUUAUCCACAGUUGCUUAUAGAAGAUGCGUAG
This is a messenger RNA of Microthlaspi erraticum, 348 nucleotides long. The record is from the annotation of a GenBank genome assembly. Lineage: Eukaryota; Viridiplantae; Streptophyta; Magnoliopsida; Brassicales; Brassicaceae.